AUGAACAACUUUGGCGUCGUCGAAAUUGCCAGUCUAAAGACGUCCUUAGCCCCGGGAUGGGCCUACGUCCCCGACACACGAGCACAUCCCACAGGCGCCUCGCAGGGAAGCCGCAAGCGGGCGAGGAACGCGCCAGCCGGGCCGAGCAUAGACGACCUCACGGCCCGACAAGAGGUCCGCAUACGAAAGGAAGUCGAGGCCCUCGAGCGGGACGGCAACAAAGAUAAUACCAUUCCGGUUGUGGGACACAAAUCGACAGCACAGGGAAAGACCAGUGCCGUCCGAAGAAUCCUGCAGUCCCAAAAGACCUUUGCCAACCAUCUAGACGGCUUCCUAGCCCAUCAGCAAGCCGAGGCAACAGCUGCCGCUGCCGCCGCAGCCAGCGCAAACAGCAGACGAGCAGGCGGUGGUCACGGCAAGAACCCUCCUCCCGCCGCCGCCCCCGUCCCGGACCGGCACGGCACGCCCACAGCAGAUGCUCCCACGGCGACGAAGGCUGAGACGAGCCACGAUUUGGGCCGUUCGCGCCCCGAGCCGAAGGGGUCGCUGCUCGCAGACACGUACAGCACCUCUCGACCCGAACCAGACCUGGCCGGGAAGGGCCUAGGCGAGGAGGACGCGGACCUUGGCGAGGGAGGCCCGCUGCUCGUAUCGCGCGUGCCCGAGGUACCGUCGGACAAGGAGUUGGGGGAAUUGCUGGCGCACCCGCCGUUGACGUACCUUGAGGCCAGGGGCUCGUGGGACGGGAACGGCAAGCCGCCGCAGAGGGUGUUCUGCGAGGUGUGCGGAUACUGGGGCCGGGUGCGGUGCAUGAAGUGCGGUACACGGGUGUGCGCGCUCGAUUGCCUCGACACGCAUCGCGAGGAGUGUGUGACGAGGUAUGGGCUUUGA
Messenger RNA from Geosmithia morbida, 891 nucleotides. Its product is annotated as zinc finger HIT domain-containing protein 1. The record is from RefSeq and is a predicted model, not a curated record. The transcript has 2 exons. Gene Ontology annotation, cellular component: Swr1 complex. Lineage: Eukaryota; Fungi; Ascomycota; Sordariomycetes; Hypocreales; Bionectriaceae. Gene Ontology annotation, molecular function: nucleosome binding. Gene Ontology annotation, biological process: chromatin remodeling. The coding region runs from base 1 to 891 and encodes 296 amino acids.